UGUGGGGUAAACUGUUCAGGAUGCUUUUGGCGAGGACAGCCACAAGUUGCCAAAGGCAGGGAGUGCAGGAAAAGCCUCCAGAGGGCUGAUAUCAACCAAGUUUCACUGCCCAAGCAUGCCACCUGUCUGCCAACCUUUGUCCCUUCCCACCCCUUCUCUGAUUUCCAGAUAGAAAAGCAAAGCAAGGUCCUUGGAAGUGCCAUGGCUUCUCUGCUCCCGGCCCCAGAAUGGCAGAGGAUGAUUUUGUGCUCCUUCUGCCAGGAGCUCUUCAAGACAUUGUUGACCUUUGAUGGCUGCAAGCACCGGAUCUGCUGCUUUUGUGCCAGACGAAUCUGGGGCCAAGUGGGUGCUGCCAGGCACUGUCCUCAGUGCAGCAUGCUCCCUCCAGCAAGGGGCACCAAGGACAAGGGACAAGCAGAUGGAGACGGAGACGGGAGCCAGGCAGCGGCUCCAGAGCCUGAGCAGGAGUGCCAAGAGCACCAGGAGGCCCUUGAGCUCUUCUGCCUGGAGGACCAAACCCCCAUUUGUGCCCUCUGCACCGAGUCACUGGCUCACCGCACCCACACCCCAGUGCCCAUGGAGGAGGCUGCCGAGGAGUACAAGAGGAAGCUGGAGGCAACUGUAAAACUCCUGCAGCAGCAGAAGCUGGAAGCAUGGAGCCUGAAGUUCCAGCAGGAGGAGAAAGUGGCGGAGUGGAAGAAUACAGUUUCCAGAGAGAGAGAGAAGAUUGAGAAGGAGUUUGAAAAGCUGCAUGACUUCUUGGACGAAGAGGAGGAGCAGCUCCAGAGGAAGCUGAAGCAAGAGGAGAAGAGAACAGCCACCAAGCUCCGCAACAGUGUCACCCAGCUGGCCAAGCAGAGCCAAGCUCUGGGCAAGCUCAUCACCGAGAUCAAGGAGAGGUGCCAGCAGCCACCUUUGGGGCUGCUGAAGGACAUACAAAGCUUGCUGAGCAGGAGUGAAAACAUCCAGGCACAGAAGCAGGCAGGUGUCUCAGCUGAGCUGCAGGACACGUACAACAUCCCCACCAUCAGAAUUUUUGAGUUUCUAAACCAAUUUAAAGUGCAAAUGACGUUGGACCCAAAGUCUGCUCACCCCAGCCUCCUCCUGUCCGAGGACGGCCAGAGCGUGAGCCAUGGGGGAGUGCGGCAGGAGCUGCCAGACUACCCGGAGAGAUUUGACCCUUACGUCUUCGUGCUGGGAUCACUGAGAAUUACAGCAGGGAGGUGCUACUGGGAGGUGGAGGUGGGAGACCAGACCGAGUGGGACAUCGGGGUGUGCAGGGAGGCUGUGAAGAGGAAGGGGAAAGGUCCCCUGUCCCCACAAGCCGGCUUCUGGAGGAUGUGGCUGAGGAAUGGUGACCAGUACAAGGUCCUCCUGUCCCAUCCCAUCACCCUUUCCGUCAAACAAAAGCCAAAGAGAGUGGGGAUCUACUUGGAUUACAAAGGUGGGGAAGUGUCCUUUUACAACGUGACCCACCAGACCCACCUGUAUACUUACAGUGGGGCUUUCAGAGAUGCACUGCGACCCUUCUUCAGCCCUGGCUUGUCCCAGGGAGGGAGAAAUGCAUCUCCCCUUGUGGUCUGCCCAUCCAUGAAUCAGAAUGAGGGAUGAGCCUCCAUCAUCAUCAUCAUGAUGUCCUCUCCCCAUUCCCACCUCCAAAUGCAUGGCUCAGGACUGGGAGGACUCAGCUCAGGCCCCACCAUGUGAAGGAGUGGGAUGGAGGAAUGGUUACAGCAGGGCAUGUCCCCCAAAAUUUAUUAAAAUGAAAACUGCAGAGAAUAAAUAAAAUCCUUUUCUUUUUCUUC
Cygnus olor (mute swan) is the source of this 1805-nucleotide messenger RNA. RefSeq names its product E3 ubiquitin-protein ligase TRIM39-like. The record is from RefSeq and is a predicted model, not a curated record. The transcript has 6 exons. NCBI's taxonomy places the organism in Eukaryota, Metazoa, Chordata, Aves, Anseriformes, Anatidae. Gene Ontology annotation, molecular function: protein binding; zinc ion binding. Bases 202 to 1611 code for a protein of 469 amino acids.